Argiope bruennichi is the source of this 6884-nucleotide messenger RNA. Its product is annotated as myocyte-specific enhancer factor 2C-like. The transcript is spliced from 9 exons. Bases 346 to 1536 code for a protein of 396 amino acids. Gene Ontology annotation, molecular function: DNA-binding transcription factor activity, RNA polymerase II-specific; protein dimerization activity; RNA polymerase II cis-regulatory region sequence-specific DNA binding. Lineage: Eukaryota; Metazoa; Arthropoda; Arachnida; Araneae; Araneidae. The record is from RefSeq and is a predicted model, not a curated record. Gene Ontology annotation, biological process: cell differentiation; positive regulation of transcription by RNA polymerase II.
UAUGAUGUGAAAAAUUAUGCGUGCGCAGCUUAUGUAAGAUGGAAAUAACUUCUUGAAGUUUUAUUUAUUAGUAUAUCACAAAUUAUAUUACCGAACAAAUUUUUCAGGUUUCUUAUUACAAGAAUUCGAAAUGUUUGUUUCAUUUAUUACUGUAGACUUCCAUCUGUUUGAGUUCCCCAGAUUUCAGUUGUUUUUGUGAUCGAUCGCUACAAAAUCUAUAAGGUUUUAACAUCAAUGGUUAGUUGCCCUGAAAUUUAAAAGGCAACAGACCUUGAUUUAUUCAAUUUUAUUGUGAUACUUGAACUGGAAGGCUUUUGUAAUACACAGUUAAUAAAACCUGUUGCCAUGGGGAGAAAGAAGAUACAGAUAUCUAGAAUCACUGAUGAAAGAAAUAGACAGGUUACAUUUACAAAAAGGAAAUUUGGAUUGAUGAAAAAGGCAUAUGAACUUAGUGUCUUGUGUGACUGUGAAAUAGCACUUAUCAUAUUUAAUAGCACAAAUAAAUUAUUUCAGUAUGCAAGUACUGAUAUGGACAAAGUACUUUUGAAGUAUACAGAAUAUAAUGAACCUCAUGAAAGUAGAACUAACUGUGACAUAGUUGAGGUUUUAAAUAAAAAAGAGAGCAAAGGCUCUUCCAAUAGCUGUGAUAGCCCUGAACCAGAUAUGGAACAGUAUUCCAUUUCCAGUAGAUCUGAUCCUAAAUUUCAAAAAAUCAAUGAAGAAUUUGAAAUGAUGAUGCAAAGAAACACUCAAGUUAAUGGAAACUCUAGGUGUCCACAAGGAUCAUCCAUUGCUUCGGAGCUACCACCUUCACCUUUGCCAGUAACUGUGAGCUAUACACCUGAACCAAAUGUUCUUGACCAUGGUCCUUCAUCUGUGAGCCCACAACCCACCUCUUGUGGCAAUUUAUUGGAUGUUAGCCGAGGAAGCAAUGGGUACCAAAGGGGUAGUUCACCAUGUUCUCUUCCUGGCAGUGUUUCACCAGAUGGAAGUAUUGAUGGUAGACAUAGUAGACAUCCAUCACCAUCACGGUCAAAUUUCCAUGUCAUCAUACCAAAUGCUCCUCAUUCCCCACCACCUAUGAAUUGUCGGACUUCUCUUGGACCUGCACCUAUGGUUUCUGUUUCUACACCUAAUAAUGUGUCCAGUUAUCCGUCCAAUCUGUCUUCUUUUAAUUCAAGUGACUUCCAUUUAAGUCCUGAAUUAGGUCUUAAUAGCAGCUUCGCUUCAUCAGGUUUUACUCACAACUGGUCAGGUUCUACACAUAUGAACAGUUCAAAUUCACUUCACAUGGGUGGAAGUCCUAUGCCUCAUCUUACUCUCAGCUCCAACAACUCCCAGCUGUCUCCUCUCUCGAUGCGUAUCAAAAGUGAACCUUGCCCAUCUCCAGGACGCAGAACACCUAUGCAUGGAAACAUUUCCCCUUGUAAUGUUCUCACUCAAUCUGCAUCCCCCUCCCCAGACCCACCUACUCUGGACUAUGAGGGAAGCAUCUCCAAGAGACAGAAACUCAGCACCGAUAGCUGGGGAACAUAGCAUUCAGAAAAUUUGUUGAAUUUGUGCUGGCUGUAAGUUUUUGUCUAGUUAUAUGAGUGUACAUAAAACGGGCGAGUAAAAUUGUGUGACCAAAAACUGUGGCAAAUAUUGGUUAUUUUUCUGUUUCUUGAAGUGCUGUAUCUUUUUGCUUCCAAAGUUAAUUGUAAUUAUUGUUUAAUGAAAGGUUUUUAAGAAAGAUAAAUAGACAAUCAUGCUGCUAAACUUCAAUUAUUUUCCAGUUUGAGCUUCCAAACGAUGAAUGAUUAGUUUGAUCUAGUGAUUAGAUAUAUUUUUAAAAAAUAUAUGUACUUUUUUUUUUUUUUUUUGUGGAUGUAGUUAUAAAUAUCUUACAUCCUGAAAUAACAAGUCUUCUUCAUUUAGGAGUACUUUAAAUUUUAUUUUUUAUUAUUUGUAGGCUCAGUUUUUGUAAUCUAAUUUUAUUUCAUAAUUGUAUGGAAAUUAGUUCUGUGUUCUAUUUUAAAGAUUUUUUUUAUGUAUAUUUAAUUAAUUGUGAUUUCUACUAUGCUUUAAUUUUGACAAUUUUCAAAGUUGGUAAUUAUAUAAUUAAUAUCUUAGUUAAUAUAUAAUUAUUAAUAUAGUAUUUUUAAUAAUUAUAUUAUUAACUACUUGGAGCAAUAACUUGAUGCAUGUAUUUGAUAUUAAACAUUUGUAAAUACAAUCAGAAUUCAAAUCUUACUACAUAUUGAUUUUAUUCUCAUUUUUUUAGUCUGUCAAAAAUUACUAUUCAUUGUUUUUCUUGUGCUUAUCUUUUUGUUGAUUCUUUCAAUAAGUAAAGAUAGUAAUUCUACAAAAUAUUUCACAAAUAAUAUCUGCAUAUCAGAAAUGCAGAUGAUGACAUUGAUGAAUUAUUCUCAUUUGCUUUUGUUUUGCAUUUUGACUAGUCAAGAAGCCAAAGUAAAGGUACCAUUGCAACAAAAUAGCAUUUGUUGAUUUUUGAAACUUUUGCUCCAAUUAGAAAGAUUAUUUAUUUCUUAAUAUUGUCUUAACCUGGUUUCCAUUGUUUAUCUAUAAUAAUAAAAAAAUAUCUGUUGUCCUACAAAGAAUAUAAUUCUGUUUCGAAUAAAAUGGGAAUAAAAUCACAGGAAACAAUUGAGAAAAAUUCUGUAAUUUGUAAUCUAGAUUUAUAUUGGAGAAAAUGAUAUAUUUACAUAAUGAAUGCUAUUGUUUAAUAUAGUUCCUAAUUCAUUGAAAAUUGUCAAAAUAAGACUUAUUUUUAUGCUAUUUAAAUUAUGCUAAUUUUUAUGGUAUUUUUUUAUUAUUUUUUAUUUAAAAAAAUAGUUACACAACCAUUUUUUAAAAAUAAAGUUGUAAUUCAUAUUUAAUAUAUUCCACAAUAUAAUAGAAUACUACUGAAUUUUUUGUAUGAAAAAUUUAAUUGUUUUUCUAUUUUAAGUUUUUUUAUACUAAUGCUGCAGUACUUCUAGAAACAGAAAAUACAUUUUUGUUUAACAGCACAUUUCUAUGUGAAGAAAAGACUUGCUGUGAUUCACCUAAUUCUUAAAGAGGCAUGACUUUUUUAUGACUGCCCAUAAAAGCACCAAAUAGAUUGAGAGAAAAGGAGAUAUAAAACAUUUUGGCAUGGGUGUUAUAAUGUUAAGAAUAUAAUAAUAAACAUUAUGGAAUUGUUGUUGUAUUGUAUACUAAAUAUGAUAUACAUUAUCUUUCCUUUAAAGUAUGAGAAUAUAUUUUAUGAAUAACUUUACUGCUAGUUAUAUGGAGGGAAAGUUAAUGCAGUUAGACAUGUUAUAAAUUACUUAUUUGUAAUAGCCCAAAGAACUUAUGUUUGUUUGCAAAUUUCCUUUGUUAUAUAUAUGACCAUUUGUAAAUUGUAAUUUAUUAUUUUGAAUUAGCUUUUAAAGAUUCUAUUUUAAAAGAAAUUUGCUUUUAGUUCAUUCUUGAAAUUAAAAUCAAACUAUAUCAAAAUGAGUAAUCUUUUUGCAUCUUUUUUUAAAAAAUUCCUUUUUAAUUGUAUAUUUUAUGCUGGGCCUUUUAUAAUUCACUUGUUUUAAUCUAAUUUCAAUGCUAUGAAAUAAAAAAAAAAAAUUCAAAAUAUUUCCUUUUUUAAAUAAUGAAUAUCUUUUAUGAAAAUAAUUUGCCAUUCUGAACUUUUUAUAUAUUUUAAAAUUUUUAUUGGGAAUUUUUGAUUAUUAAAUAUAUGCUUCAAUAUAAGUUUUCACAUUUUUGUGGCAAAAUUGAAUGAAAAAUUUUAAAACUAAUAAUCUAUGAACAUUGAGAAUGUGCGGGAAGUUUCAGUUAUGAAAAGAUAAGUAUCUUAAUUCUGUAGCAAUUUUUCGAAAAUUCCAGUUUAUGUAAUUAUUCAAAUUUUAUCUAAUUUUUUAAAACUGAAAACUAUCUAAUUAAGAAAAUAUUAAAUGUUUACCUUUUUCGACAAUUUCAAGGAAUGAAUUAAUUGGUUUUGAAAAGUAUACAGAUGGUUGUUCUUAUGUUUUUUAAAUAUCUUUUGAGUAAUUGAUUUUAUUGAAGAAAAAAUGUUUAUAAAAGUUUUGACAAGGAUUUUUCUUUUCAUUCCUUUGUAAAUGAAAUAUUGUUCUUUAUAUAUAUAUAUAUUUUUUUCUAUCUUAUAUAAGUUAUAAAGACAGAAUAUGUGAUUUAAAUUUGAUGGAAAAAUUAAACUUUUCUAAUAAAAGUUUCUAGUUGUUAAGCACUGUGAAUACUCUAGGAAUAGUGGUGAGCAGUUUAGCAUUUAAUUAAAAGCUAAAAAAAAACUAUUUUUAUUAGAAAUACAAAUCUAUUUUCUAAGUAUUUAUGCUACAAAAGAUUUUGUAAAAGAGAGAAAAUUCCAUUAAAGUGAAAGUAUUUUGAUUCCCUGUUUUUAUAAUUCAUAAAAUGAGUUUUAUUAGAUUUCAUAACUUUCCAGUAUAAAUAUGAAAAUAUUAAUUGAAAUAUGCAUUAAAAUUAUUAUUGCAGAGAAGAUUUGAGCAAUUAACUUUAUCCUUGAUUAAGUGUUUAUAGUUUUUUUUCUCUGUCUAAUAUAUAUUGAAAUGUUUUUUUAAAAAAAAUUUUUAUAACAUAUCAUAAGCUUAAAGAGACUUCUAUAACUCUUUAAUAUUGGUUUUACUUCUUUUGUAUAAUGUGCAGUAGUAUUGCCAAUACAUUGAUUGUAAUAAUUUUGUAAAAAUAUGAUUUUUUGAUGUUAGCAUUAAAAUAUUGCUUCAGCUUCACUGGCUCCAAACCUACUAAAAAUAUAAUUAAUGAAAAAAUAGCUAAUUUUCCUUGAUUAUUAUUUUAAUACUGAAUUAUGUUUUUCUUCUCACAUUUAACUAUUAAUUUAGUUGUAAAAACAUUGAUACAGAAUCUUGUAUAUGAUCUCAAUUGUUUACAUGUUUCAUGGCAGUGCAUUUUGCAUUCAUUUUUACACCCAUGCCUUAGAUGGUAUUGUUUCCAAACAAUAGUUAGUGAAGCAGGAUUAGCCAGAGACUGUUUUUUACACUACUUGGGCACAUAAAAAGAAAUAUAUUUUCUUUAGACUACUUUGCACAGAAGGAACCGUUGAUACGGUAGUACUUACAUGUUUGAUUACUACUUGGUGGUUGCGUGUUGAUAUUUACCACCAAUAAAAUGAUGUACUUAGUGUAUAAUUGCAUGCUGAAAUAUAUAUAUAUAAUGUGUAUAAGAGCAGUGAAGAGUACUUUUACCAGAUUAAACUUUUUAAUGUUUUAUGGAGUAUAAAAAGUUAUGGAUCUUGACUAAAUAUUUUCUGUGAAUUUUGCAUGAUGAAAUAUUUCUAAGCAGGAUCAUCUACAAAAAUCUGUCAAGAGCCAUGUAAUUUGAUUUAAAAUUAUGGCUUUGCUGGUAUAUUAUCUAUGUGUCGAUAUGAUCAUAGUUUCAUCAAUAUGAAGCUAAAAUGAUAUGUAAAAGUGCUUUCCUGCUUUAUUAAGUCAGUGUAGAGCAUAAGCAAUUAACAUGCUAUCCAUAUUUUAUUAUAAAGUUUGGUUAAUCAUGAGAUCUGUUUACAGGAACUAUCUGUAAACAAUUGUUUCAGUGGUAUGCAGGUAUUAUAAAUGUUAGGUAUAUUUUUGCUGUGUGAUACACUGUUCAAAUGGCUUACAAAUGAACUAAAAUCAAGUAAAAAAUAAAUAAAUAAACAACCAGCUUUGACUUCCCCUUCCAUUUGUUUAUUUAUUGUUUGCUGACUGCAUAUGUUAUAUUAAGUGUGUAAAAUAUGUGUAUGUGUUCAUAUUUAGGCCAAUAAAGUAGAAUGUAUUGUGAACUUAAAUGGACUGUUUGCUCAAAGAAACUGUAGUUUUAUAAAGUCAUAAAGUAUUUUGUUACUUGCUUGUGCCAUUGAUGACUUUUUGUGUUUACUUUCAAAGGUUACAAUAUUCUAGUUAAUUCACCACUGUAUAAAUCAUAAUUUUAAUUCAUCAGAAAGUUUUAUAUAAGUACCAAUGUUUGUAUAUUAUUAGUGUUUAUUGAUAUUAAAACAGAGUGAUUUUAUUUCAAAUGAUAUAUCAAAUGGAGAGAUUAUAAAGUUGAAUAAUUUUAUUUGAUGCAAAAGCAUCAAAAAUCGAAGGGAAAUAGUGUCAUGCAUUUCUCUCAUAUCUUCAUUAAGUAUAAACAAAAAAUAUUUUUAGUCCUAGUUCCUGAUGUAUCCUUAAAAAGUGAAUGGUAUAUAUUGUUGUGUCAGUUAAGUUUUGAAAUUUCUGCAAUGUGAAUCAGUUUUUCUUGUUUUUAGCUUGUAUAGUUGUCAUGUGAUGUAUUGUUUAUUAUGCUGAGUGCCAUAUAUAUAUAUCAUAUAUCUAUCUCUUAAACUGUUGAUGUUUGAUUGUGAAAGAAAAAUACUCCACUACAUGUGAAAUAAAGUUUUAAAAAAAAUUGCACACUUGUUAUGUGAAAUGUAUUCUUGUUAAGUGGUCUCAAUGCACAUGUAUUAGAAAAUUGUUCUAUAUUGAUCUAUGUCUGUGCUGUAAAAACUGACUGCUUUGGAAUCUUAUGAUAUAUAUAUAAAUAUUAAUAUUAAUUUAAAAUUUAAAAAUCAAAAUUAAUGUUGUUAAUACUCAGGGUUUUUUUAUGUUGAAAUUUUAUGUGAAAGAUUAUCAAAAUUUUAUGAAUCAAAAUGCAUCAAUUCAGAUUAUGGACGAUGUUAUUCUUUUUUUUUUUUUUCCACCAAAUUUCUGCUUUGUUUGCAAUCUGUGUUAACUGUUGUUAUGGAUAUUCCUUUGUCUUCUGUGGGUGCAUGUUAAAUAGAUGUGAAUUGCAUAGUGAGUAAAAGUAAAUUGUUCACUAACUCUGUUACUGCACCAACAAUAGUUUUGUUUUUGGAUGCUCAGUUAUGUGUUACACAAAAUAAAAGUAAUUCAAAAUUA